GCUACCGGCUACCGGAUCACUUUUGCCAACUCUUUUCCGCGCUUCUGUUAAAGUUUUCGUCGUGCACCUUCUCUAUAUGGUAUUGUGUUUUACGUGUUAAUGUAAAGCUGCGGUGGCGCAGGAAACUACGGGAGCAGGUGGAUGAGUUGUCCGUGGGGACGUCAAGAGCCAUAGCUAGGCCUACAUCACUGACCACACUAUUCUGAGGCAGUGGAUAUAUACAUCAACAGGUAGCACAUGCCCUGAGUGGUGGCUGAGAUGACACGCCCCCGCCGGAUCACCUCGACCAGCCUCCUUCUCUUAAGGAAGCUUUUAUUGGCACUUAUGACAAUACACACAGCUUUGGGGGGAGACAAGACAGAAAGGUGCGGCGGUCGAGACUGCAGCGUCUGCCAGUGUUUCCCUCCCAAAGGAGAGAGGGGGUAUCCAGGUGUGUUAGGUCAGCAGGGCUUCCAGGGGCUUCCAGGUUUGCCUGGGCCCCAAGGAUUUCGUGGCGAAAAGGGUCAACGUGGACUCAUGGGAUUGCCUGGGCUCCCUGGCCCGGAUGGAGACCAAGGCUUUCAAGGAGAUGAAGGCUAUGCUGGAUUAGGUGGAGUGCCUGGUCAUCCAGGGCCUGGUGGUCUUCCUGGGCUUCCAGGGAAGGAUGGCUGUAAUGGAACCAGAGGGCAGCGUGGGUUGAAUGGUGAGAUAGGACAACCUGGCUUCCCAGGACCCAUGGGACUACCAGGGUUAAAAGGAGCCAAAGGAGAUGCGUUUACAAGGAUAAGGUUCCUUCCUGGAACACCUGGUGCCGAUGGACUACCUGGAAUACCUGGACCUGAAGGGCUAAAAGGGAUCUUGGGCCCACAAGGUCCACCAGGACGAAUAGGACCUGAUGGAUCGAUGGGCUUUCAAGGAUUAUCAGGUCCAAGAGGCCCACCGGGAGACCCAGGAAGAUCACUGCCUGGACCAGAAGGAGAUGAGGGGGAACAGGGGGAUCAGGGUGAACCAGGUCCUUUUGAGUAUGUGGAGCCCAAACCAGAAGACUAUGUAAAAGGCGAAAAGGGGAGAAAGGGACAGAAAGGAAUUUGUGGAGCACCUGGCCCAGAGGGUCUUGAAGGGCCUCCAGCAGAAAAAGGAGAGAAAGGCAUAAUUGGUUUACCUGGUCAAAGAGGCCUGCCUGGAUAUCAAGGAAGAAAUGGCUUUCCAGGACUUAAGGGGGAACUAGGGGAUAAUGGUCUCCCUGGUCUAUAUGGCAACCCAGGGCCAAAGGGCUACCCAGGAGACCCCGGAGCUAAAGGAAACCCAAAGUACCAUUACAACAAUAUGAUGGGACCACCUGGAGAUGGUGGGCUUCCUGGUGCAGCCGGACUUCCUGGGGAUAGAGGGCCGAUGGGUAUACCUGGACCGCCUGGUGAUCCAGGAGCAUCUGUAAGAGGUCCAGUGGGUGAAUCUGGUUUGCAGGGUCCUAAUGGACUCAAUGGAGAAAAAGGUGACCCAGGAAAAAUAUACGGGUCAUACUUAAACUAUGGGGAACCUGGAAAACGUGGCCCUCCUGGACCCAAAGGACAAGAAGGAAUUCCUGGUAAUCCUGGUUACUACUGCCUGCCUGGUGAGCGUGGAGAACCUGGACAGGUUGGAAAUGGAGGGUCUCCUGGAUUAAAAGGUGUUCAGGGGAGAAAAGGUCCUGAUGGGGGAUGUGCAUGUGACCCCCUUGGUGAUCUACCUGGUGAUCCUGGCCCCCCAGGCCCUCCGGGUGUCCCUGGUGAUCCAGGGCAAAGAGGGUUCCAGGGUCAUCCUGGUGAUAUCGGACCCAGAGGAGAGAUGGGUGGGAGAGGUGUAACUGGUCCCAGAGGCUUUAUAGGUGUCAGAGGGCUUAAAGGAGAGAAAGGAGUGGUUAUGGUGAUCUGCAAAAGGGGGGAGAAAGGUGACACGGGAUCUAUUGGACCAUCUGGAAAACCAGGGUAUAAUGGGAGGAAAGGGGAUGAUGGGAAGAUGGGUGCCCCUGGAGAUCCUGGAUCUAUGGGGGAUUGUGCUGUUGGUCAGCCAGGUGACAGGGGGUGUCCAGGAGCUGCUGGUGUAAAAGGCCUCAGAGGUCCAACUGGUCCUCCUGGCCCUAGUAUGAUGGGGUCAGUUGGGCGACGGGGGGAACCAGGAGAACCAGGACCUCAAGGCCAGACGGGACCCCCUGGUCCUAAAGGUGUUCAAGGUGAUACCAUGCCCUGUGCACCUGGCAUACGUGGAGCUCCUGGUUCUAAAGGAAUGCCUGGUUGUAAAGGUGAGAUAGGUAAGCUUGGAAAUCCAGGAUGCAAAGGACAAAUUGGACCAGAUGGUCCCAAGGGAGAGAGUGGAGACCCUGGCAAUAUUGGGUUAGCAGGAUUUCAAGGUCCAGUUGGAUCUUUAGGAGAUCCAGGUGACACUGGCCCAGAUGGCACCAGUAUUAGUGGCUCACCUGGCACACCUGGUAAUCGUGGACCCCAGGGUUUGAAAGGGUCUUUUGGAGGCUCUACUAUCGGGGCCCCAGGACCGAUGGGGCCUGCUGGGAUUCAGGGACAUCAGGGCCCUAAAGGUGUCCCUGGAUCUCCUGGACCAAUUGGAUUGCAUGGUGCAUCUGGAGUUCCUGGACUUCCUGGUAGAAAAGGGGGAAAAGGAAUGGAUGGUACACCAGGAGCACCUGGUUGCCCAGGUGGGAGACCAGAGCUGUGUGACACAGGACAAGCUGGUCCACCUGGUAAACCAGGACCACCAGGCUUCAUUGGACAGAGAGGCUGCCUUGGAGAGAAAGGACCACCUGGAGGGGUGGGAUCUCCAGGCAAUGGAGCCAAAGGAGAACAUGGUAAGCCUGGUACCCCAGGCUAUCAAGGACGCGCAGGCCUUCAGGGUCCUUCAGGAUUCAAAGGGGACAGUGGAAACCCUGGAGGCCCUGGACCAAAGGGUUUGCCUGGAUUUCCUGGUCAAGAUGGCUAUCCUGGCUGCAUAGGGAAGACUGGCCCUUUAGGGGCUCCUGGACUGAAAGGCUUUAGGGGUCUCAAUGGACAUCCAGGUUGCGCAGGGGUAAACGGAAACAAGGGCCAGAAAGGACACAUUGGGCCUCCGGGACCUCCAGGAGACAUGAUUUCAGUGCCAGUGAAAGGCCAGCUAGGGCCACCUGGACCUAAUGGGGAGAAUGGGGUCUUUGGAGAAAGGGGUAAUAAGGGUAACCCAGGGUCGCCUGGACAACCAGGGUAUCCUGGACGUAAUGGACCUCCAGGGUUUGAAAGUGGCCAGCGUGGACCGCCAGGCAUUCCUGGGCUGUCUGGCGAGCCUGGUGCACGUGGGCAAUGUGGGCCAAAGGGAAUUGUAGGAUUCCCAGGGGAUAAUGGUGAUCCAGGUGAUCCUGGAAUGUCUGGUCUGCCAGGAACUCCUGGUUUCUCUGGGUUUGAUGGUCCUAAAGGUGCCAAAGGUGAACCUAUUGGUGUGCCAGGACCAGAAGGUGAGAGAGGGCCAAGUGGAGAAAGAGGCUUGUCAGCUCCCCCUGGUGGCAAAGGAGACAAUGGUGACCCUGGUCCACAAGGGCUUAGGGGAUGCUCUGGUCCACCUGGACCACCUGGGAACAAUGGCCUGACUGGACUUCCAGGAGUGGUUGGGCCCCCAGGUCCGUAUGGAAGACAUGGUCCAGAAGGUCCUCUGGGGCCUCCAGGUAAACCGGGCUCUAAAGGAAACCAAGGAUACGGUGGCCUUAGAGGACCUCUGGGACCCCCUGGGCUCCAUGGACUUGACGGCCUGAAGGGGGACAAGGGUGAAAUGGGAUAUCGAGGAGAGGAUUUAAGUGGUAAUAGGGGCAAUGUAGGACGAACCGGAGACAAGGGCACUCCAGGAGACCCAGGGUCGCAAGGUACAUCACAAACAGGUGUUCGAGGUCCAAAUGGACAGCGUGGGAGCCAAGGAGACCCUGGUCCAAUGGGUCCUGCAGGCUUUCGUGGUGAAGAAUGUAAGAUUCCUAAACCUGGACCUAGUGGAGAACAGGGUUACGCUGGGUCAGAUGGACCUCCAGGGCCCAGGGGAGAGAAAGGAGAUGUAGGCAGUGUGUUCACAGAGAGUGGUGAUUUUGGUGACCCAGGUGGUCCUGGGUCACCAGGGUAUAAAGGAGAAAAAGGAACCUGUGGGCCCAGUGGCCUCCCAGGGUCUGAUGGCCUAGAAGGUCCAAAAGGUGAACAAGGACAAUGUGGACUUAUGGGCCUUCCGGGACCCUCUGGCCCUGUAGGUGAUUGUGGACCAGGACCUUGUGGUGCAAAAGGAGACAAAGGGGACCCAGGGGCAAAAGGAGAGCCUGGGGCUGUCAAACGUCCUGAUACUACUUGUCCUGUUUCUCAGGGUCCUACUGGUGCUCGUGGUGCACCUGGCCCGGAUGGUGACAUUGGUGAACAUGGACCUAAUGGCAUUGGGGGUGUGAAAGGUAUAAAGGGACAAAAAGGAGAUAUUGGAUUCUCUGGACGUCCUGGGACAGAAGGACCAGUCGGACAACCUGGAAGCCCUGGAGAGAGCGGCGAAAAAGGAGAAAGGGGCUCUCAGGGACCCCCAGGACAAGAUGGUGAUCAGGGUCCUCCUGGACCAUUUUCCUCCGGCUUCCUUUUGGUGAAGCACAGCCAGUCUGAUGUUGUGCCCACUUGUCCUGAGGGCUUAACAGAGUUAUGGAAAGGCUACAGCCUACUAUAUCUGGAGGGUCAAGAGAGAGCGCACACACAAGACCUGGGCCAGGCAGGUUCAUGUUUGCGUAUGUUCAGCACCAUGCCAUUCUCCUGCUGUAAUAUGGAUAGCUGUGAUUAUGCCAGUCGCAAUGACAAAUCCUAUUGGCUGUCUACAAAUGCCCCAAUUCCCAUGAAUUCUAUUCUGAGGGGGAUGGAAAUUCAACCACACAUCAGCAGAUGUGUGGUGUGUGAGGCGUCAUCGCCAGCCAUGACAUUACACAGUCAAGACGGGAUUAUACCAAGCUGUCCAUCUAAUUGGAGAAGACUCUGGUUUGGAUAUUCAUUCCUUAUGCAUACAGGAUCAGGGGACGAGGGAGGUGGACAGUCUCUGACAUCGACAGGAAGCUGUUUGCAGGACUUCCGCAGUCAGCCGUUCGUGGAGUGCCAAGGUUCGUAUGGCACGUGCCAGUAUUCCCCCACCUUCUUCAGUUUCUGGCUGACUAGAGCGAACAUGCAGCACUUUGACUCGGUUCCUCUCAGUACUGUGCUCAACGGACAGAACCAGCGCGACGGCAUCAGCUCAUGCAGCGUCUGCAUGAAGAACAACUGACACACGUCACUAGUGUUUUCUUAAAAAAACUGCACUGAGAAUGCACAUCAAUAGUGGAAGUGAUUGACAUGCUUUUGGUCACUUUUUUUGGAGAAGAUAAAAAGGACAUAAUUUGUGACCUUUUUGUUGAACUGCAGGCUGUGAACUUUUUACUUCACUGGAUUCGUUCUCGCAUAGCUCAGUCUAACAUGACUUCCUUUGUCUUCUCGUUUGUAUUACAUUUUGGUGCUAGCAAAAUCCAAGACCAUUUGCACAAAUACCUAUAUACCAAUGUUCAUUUUCUCCCUAGUAUCAGCAAGUAUUGUGUUUGUGCACAUCAAAACAUUAUCAACGCAAUAUUAUAUUGGUAUUACCAUUAUUAGUAUGCCAUUUUUAACCAAAACGUAUCAUGAAUACUGAACCUUGAGAACAAAUGAUCUCGCAUGAUCCAGUGAAAUCAAAUAGGAAUGUCUGGUAGCGGCAGAUAGCUAAAUUGCUAUUGCUGUGGCAGGUAGGUAGAGGGUUUAUUUUCUGUAUAGAAAUCAACAAAUGACUGUUUUUUCCAAAGUUUUCUACACUUUGAUUUUAAACCAAGUAUUGUGCGGAAUUGAGAUCCAGUCACAUUUAUCGUUAUUUGGUGAAUUUUUGUGGGUGGAAUCCAGUCGUUUCAAUAGAAAUCCAAGCUAUUUCACUUAAAGGUGAGAUUUUACUACGCAGGUUUCGCAACUGGUUCACUACACUAUUAACAAUGGACUUUUUUGCCUGUGAAAUAUUACCGCAAUUUUGCUAAUGUGACAACAUCUUUACUGUUUAUUGCUCUUUAACUGAACUAAGAAAUUAGAGAAAACCAAGACACUAUUUUUUAGCUGUUGAUUUGUAAAAUGAUUAGGAAGAUUUAGUCAUUUGAGAGACGCAUCUCAAGCGACAUUCAAGUCAUGUUAUCAGUAGUAUGCCCCUUAUGAAAAUUAACCGUGGUUUUACUACAAAUAAAACCAAAAAAACAUGGUUAUAUUGUAGUUACACUACUCUGAGCUCAUGAUGAAAACAUACCUGUGGGAACUUUUUUGCGAAAUGCGUAGAACCAUGUACGUUUCGUGACCCAUUCGAUAUGAAAUGUCCACUGAGUCCCCGGAACUGAUGAACGUAAAUAUGGUACGUUUUAUGACGUUGGUUUUUUACGUGUUUUUACCACAGUUCUGAUUUGAAAUGUCUGUUGAGUGGUGCCAUGACCUUUUAAAAUAACGUACCAUCUGCACUACACCUAAUUUAACCUACCCGAUAGUGUGACAUAAAAACGCAAUCUCAAGGAUGCCGUUUUAGCUUGUUUUUCGAUAUGUCAUCCAUGAGCUCUUUCAUUGUGAGUCAUGUUUUUCAUGGGAUUCGUGACCGAGCAAGCUUAUGUAUGGAAAUCAAAACAUACAGUAUGGAGCUGUAAUCAUAACUGUGUACGAAAACGAUUACAAGUGUUUGCUAUUUUACCGCCUCUAGUGUUCACUUCUGUUGGAAACUGCAGUGAUAUGUACUUAUUGGUUCCCACAGUUACGUUUUCGUCAUGAGAUCAGGUAGCUAACAACAAAUUAACCCAGGUUUUGCUACACUAAACAUAGUUAAACCAUGGUAUUUGUAGAAAUGGAAAUAAAUCUGGGGGGAAAAAACAUGGUUACUACAAUUCUACUAUAAUAAAACCUCAGUUAAUUUACGUAAGGGGAAAAUUUGCCUUGCUAAUGCUAUGCUCUGCCGGUUGAACUACAGCAACUAGCUCGCUAGCUGUUUUUAGUCAACAAGCUUAUGAAACAACUUUGAAUUCUACAACUUGAACCAACAAACAUUUUAGUGUUGUCUUGGGUUUCCAGAGGAAAUGUAUCUCCAUGUGGCAAAAACUAGCAUUAGCAGGUCAAUAUGGCUGUUAAUGUGAAAGGUAGGAGGAUAUAAGACUUCAGUCAGUAGUUAGAUGUUAAAACAUCCCCUCAUUUCAUUGUUUUCUAAACAUACACAGUUUCUAAUAGACCCUUCUGGCCACAAGGCACAUCUUAAAAGUACUGUUUUAUAUUAAAAAAAAAGAAGUAAUUUUUGUGUCUUCUGGUGUUCGUGAAAGGACCGCUGCCAUUCAACUUCCCAUUUAUCAUUACUGGACACUUGCAAGACUUUCCUGUUUAGUUUUUUAUAUAUAUUUUCCCACUAACACAAGCCAUUAAAUGAAACUAACACCUUCAGUAUUUUACAGUCCACAUAAGGGGUCCUAAGCAGUUUUUGUUCUGAACAUGAUAUAUUCUUCUGUAUGUACAUAUGAUUGCACUGUUGACAGAACAGCUUUGCUUUAUAUUUUUACUAAAUGUCAAGAGUAUUUAUUUAGCUAGAGAUAUUUUGGUGCUAUUUUGGAUGGAAAUGAAAAACUUAACAGUGAAUGAAAAAUGUGUUCCCUUUUAAAAGAAGUGAUUAUUUUUGUCUGAUUUUGUGGUUAGGAAUGCAAUUCGCUGUUUGUUUGGGGACAUUUUGAUGUCUUGAGUACUGUUCUGUUACACCUGAGCAUGGGUGCACACCUAAGGACAACACAAAUUGUUAAAACUCUUUUCCCAAGAAGUUUGAUCUUGUUCUGUGUCACAUGCAUUUUUACAUUUAACAAUCAGGUUCAACUCUUACUGUGUAUUAAAUGUCUAAUAAAUUGUGAUUAUUUGUAUAACAUGCAAUACCUUGGUAAAAAGAAUAUAUAUAUAAACUCACCGAACUGAGACAUCUAAUAAAGUUUCACAUCACUACA
Molecule: messenger RNA, 7993 nt
Organism: Onychostoma macrolepis
Lineage: Eukaryota; Metazoa; Chordata; Actinopteri; Cypriniformes; Cyprinidae
Gene: col4a4
Product: collagen, type IV, alpha 4
Cellular component (GO): collagen trimer
Molecular function (GO): extracellular matrix structural constituent
Source: RefSeq, a predicted model, not a curated record